Messenger RNA from Cordyceps fumosorosea ARSEF 2679, 1041 nucleotides. RefSeq names its product Ankyrin repeat-containing domain protein. The record is from RefSeq and is a predicted model, not a curated record. The coding region runs from base 1 to 1041 and encodes 346 amino acids. The transcript has a single exon. Gene Ontology annotation, molecular function: protein binding. NCBI's taxonomy places the organism in Eukaryota, Fungi, Ascomycota, Sordariomycetes, Hypocreales, Cordycipitaceae.
AUGAAUAUCACUGCUGCGAACAACAACGGAUGGACGCCGCUAAACUCAGCUUCUGAUAGUGGACAUGUCGAGGUAGUCAAGCUGCUUCUUGCGAAGGGGGCUGAUGUCAAUGUUGCGAGUAGCAGCGGGUGGACACCGCUAAACGCGGCUGCUAGUAGUGGAUAUGUCGAGGUGGUGAAGCUGCUUCUUGCGAAGGGGGCUGAUGUUAAUGUUGCGAGUAGCGAUGGAUGGACGCCGCUAAACGCGGCUGCUGGUAGUGGUCAUGUCGAGGUGGUCAAUCUGCUUCUUGCGAAGGGGGCUGAUGUCACUGUCACGAGUAAGGACGGAUGGACACCACUAAACACAGCUGCUGAUAGUGGACAUGCUGAGGUGGUCAGACUGCUUCUCGAGAAAGGGGCUAUUGCCACUGUUGCGAGCAAUAACGGAUGGACGCCACUUCACGCAGCCUCUUAUUCUGGGCAUUUUGAAGUUGUGAAAUUACUUCUAGAGAAUGGAUCUCUUGCUGAGGUCAUGGAUGAUCAAGGGCGAUCGCCAUUUUUCUAUGCCUGCACGAGGGGACACAUGGAAGUUGUUGAACAUCUAUCAUCGUCCCGUAACGUUGCGGCAACUACUACAGACCGCUAUGGUGCAACCCCGCUCUUUGCUGCUACAAGAAACGGCCAUGAGAAAGUUGUUGCAUAUCUACUUGCCAUGGGGUGUGACUACGGUAGUUUUGUUGACGGUUUGGAUCGAACUUUACUGUGGUGGGCUUCAAAGAGUGGAAAUGCGCAAGUAAUCGAGGCCGUUCUUCAGCUUACCAAAAGCGAAGGCAUUCAAGUCUGCGACGAGGACUUGGCCGUGGAGCCUAGAGCGACGCCGAUUGGUGAAUCUUCGGCCUGGUGCAAAUGCUGCACUCGAUAUAUGUUGGAAGGUGGCACCCACUAUCAUUGCAUUACUUGCCAAGGUGACGAUGUCGACCUCUGUGGCGAGUGCUUUCAGAUGGGCACCCGGUGUCACGACGCCUCGCAUGUGUUGGUGUUGCGUCAGAAGGGAGCGCGUUAG